AUGAGAAAGACUCUAACACCCCUUGAUACUUCGAAUAAAUCAACAUCUUCCUCUCAGCAACAUGGGGAUCAUUUCCAACAUCCAACAACAACUCCAACACUCAAAAUGUCUCGUUCCGAGUCUCAAUCGUUUCUCAAUAUUGCUGACACGAGCUCGGGAGAGGUUGUGAGCACCAAUUUUAAUACACAACCAUUUAAUGACAAGGCUGCUUGGUUUAUUUAUGUUCUUGUCUUGUUUUUGAGUUAUUGGGCUUUGUUUUUGGGAUGUUUAAUUUAUAGCAAGACCAUUUCGUAUUUGAGUGAUUCAUCGGUCAAUGCCAUUAUUUGGACAGCCUUGAAUUGUCUUCAUUCCAUUUGCACAUUGAUUCUUUUCCAUUGGAAGAAAGGCUCUCCGUAUGACCUUUCUAUUCAUUUACAAGACCAAUCUAAAUUGACUUUUUGGGAACAAUUAGAUAAUCAAAAGCAAUUCACACCAACACGUAAAUUCAUGUUUGCCAUUCCAUGUGUGUUGUUAUUGCUGACUUCUUGGCAUGUAGGAGAUAGUCUUCUCUUAUUGUUUGUAAAUUUUGUUUUUACCCUUAUUGUGGUUCUUGCUAAAUUGCCAAGUUUCCACAAAAGGAGACUUUUUGGAAUCAAUGAGUAG
Naegleria fowleri is the source of this 642-nucleotide messenger RNA. RefSeq lists its product as uncharacterized. NCBI's taxonomy places the organism in Eukaryota, Heterolobosea, Eutetramitea, Acrasida, Naegleriidae. Gene Ontology annotation, cellular component: endoplasmic reticulum membrane. The transcript is spliced from 2 exons. Gene Ontology annotation, biological process: intracellular sphingolipid homeostasis; negative regulation of ceramide biosynthetic process; ceramide metabolic process. The record is from RefSeq and is a predicted model, not a curated record. The coding region runs from base 1 to 642 and encodes 213 amino acids.